AUGAUAUCUCCAAUUGACUUUUUUCAACUCCAGUUCGGAUUCGGCUUUUUAUUGGAAGGUAUCGAGAAUUUGUUCACAUAUGUUCUCUCUGGUACGACUGCCUUUCAUAUGAUUGUUUGUGUUUUUAUGUCAGCUCAAUAUCGGGAUAAUGCUUUGGCAAUCAUCAGAUGUGGCUAUCCAGUUAUUGAAAAGAGAGAAGAGAAGGUGACUCAAAUGCAAUUGACAGCGAACAAUGUGUGA
Caenorhabditis remanei is the source of this 240-nucleotide messenger RNA. RefSeq lists its product as uncharacterized. NCBI's taxonomy places the organism in Eukaryota, Metazoa, Nematoda, Chromadorea, Rhabditida, Rhabditidae. The record is from RefSeq and is a predicted model, not a curated record. Gene Ontology annotation, molecular function: G protein-coupled peptide receptor activity. The transcript has 3 exons. Bases 1 to 240 code for a protein of 79 amino acids.